UUAAUCGUGUUCAUGAUUCAACAUAAUGGUCCAGCUGAUCAAUUUUCCUAUAAAAACAUUUUACCGCAUAAAAAGAAAAAAUUCAUUUGGCAUAAAACACCAGUAAAAACUUUAGAAAAAUUUACUUGGCAUUUUCACCAUUAUAAAACGCCAGUGAAAACUUAGGAAAAUGAAGAUUAUUACAAUUGUAGUUUGUUUGUUAUUUGGAGAAUGGAUUCAAGCUAAAUGGGUUUCUCAAAUGGAAAACAAAGGUCUCUAUCAAGGUGACAUGGUACUAGACCCUGACGAAAAAUUAAAAGUAAAGAAUGGAUUUGCAAGCAUUAUUGGAGGAAGAUGGCCUGAUAACACUGUACCUUAUGAAAUAGACAAAUCAUUGGGAUCAGCUGCUAAAGCUGGAAUCCAAGGAGCUAUCGAGCAGUAUCAUAAGUAUACAUGUUUAAAAUUUAAACCAAAAACUACAGAACGCAUCUAUGUCAAGUUUCAAUUUGGAAAAGGUUGUUCGUCGCCGGUCGGUUACAAAAAUGACAGAAUAAAUGCUAUCUCGCUUGGAGAAGGGUGCGAAAGCGUUGGAACUGUUAUUCAUGAGAUAGGGCAUACUAUAGGUCUUCAUCACGAGCAGUCGCGACCAGAUCGAGAUUCAUAUGUUGAAAUUAUCACUGCAAACAUUCCGGCUGAUGUGCGCUACAACUUUGAUAAAGAACCAUCCAGCAGAGUGAACAGUUUAAAUACACAGUACGACGUUCGCUCAAUAAUGCAUUAUGAUGCAACAGCUUUCGGUAAUGGUAAGAUGACAAUAAAAACAAAAAAUUCUGCAGAUCAGUCACUUAUUGGAAACAGAGAUGGAUUUAGCGGAAAUGACAUACAACAAAUCAAUCUCAUGUAUAACUGCAGAGUUGUUAAAAGAUGCGGUGACGGAAGCGAGGAAGGGAAAAAAUGUGGAUGCAGUAAAGGUUAUUGUUGGUCAAAAUGCAGCGGUGACUGGUGGUGUUACACUAACGGUGCUUUCCAAAGUUCACAAAACAAAAAUUAUGUUUAUUGCUCCAAAGAUAGCCAAUGCGAACAAGGAUGGUCAUGUGGUGGGCCUUGUGGUUUGUAAAAGUUAACCUCAUGUUACUUUUAUACGGAAAAAUAACUAUUUAAUUUCUUAUUA
Messenger RNA from Hydra vulgaris (swiftwater hydra), 1150 nucleotides. RefSeq names its product blastula protease 10. The record is from RefSeq and is a predicted model, not a curated record. Gene Ontology annotation, molecular function: metalloendopeptidase activity; zinc ion binding. Gene Ontology annotation, biological process: proteolysis. NCBI's taxonomy places the organism in Eukaryota, Metazoa, Cnidaria, Hydrozoa, Anthoathecata, Hydridae.